AUGCUUCCCCCCCAGCUCUUGGGUACCUACAGGCAGUACAAGCAGGAUACCGACUCUGUCGCGUCAUGGCUGGCCUCGACUGCCACUGCUCGCGGCUACCCUGUUGAUCUGCUAGCCAAUUCGCAUUCAACACCUGCCCCGAAGACGAGCGGGCGAUUGAAGGGCGAGGCGAGAAUUAAGGCUCGCAGCGACGGUGCAUCUAAUCCCAAGUCAGCCAACGAGAAGAGGCACAUCAUUGCCAUCAAGGACUUUGUGCCACUGGCCAACUUCAUUGCUGCCCGUCGAGUGUCAGUCCCCGACGUCUUCUCCACCACCCUUGACCGGCUUAUCGCUCUUCGAUCUGAUUUUGGAGACAAGCUGGGCGAAGCUGGAGCUAACCUGGACCCCGAAUCUGAUGAGAAGCAUGGGUAUUUUGUUGGCAUUCUCGGGGCAGUUCGAGAGGCUCUGCGACCUAGAAUGACCCCCACCACGGCAGCUGUGGCCCUAGAUGGUGCCAUCGAGACCGGCAAGGACACCGCCAGGGGCCCAGCCCAGGAUCUAGGGGGAAGGUUUGCUACUUUGACGGUAGAUGAACCAUCUCAGAGCUUCCUGGAUAAGUCUCGCAAUGCGUCUCACGAGAGACCCAAACCGGCCCAAGAUGAUGCCGCCUCGUAUGAAGCAGAGACGCCGACUACCUUGGACGACAUCCUUUUUGCCUUUGAGACCCUGAUAAAGGAUCUGCACCAAAUCAGGGCACGCAUCCAAUGGCUCUGGUCCAGGCAUUAUCUUUUGGCCGUGGCUCUACGGGUCCCCGACUUUGAAGUUGAGGAUGAGUUUCUUCGUGGAAUGAGGAUCCUCAGAAAGGAACACAAGGCGCCCUUUACACUCAUGUUUGCGGCCCAGGUGUUUCUCGACAUUCAUCACGAAUUGGGUGCUCCUGCGGCACGAAAAGUCUUUGCGGCCAUGACGGAUGAGGUUCGCAGUAUGGAUGAAUUACUAGCUGGCCAUUUGGAGCUCCACCAAAACAUCAAGCAAAGGAAUUGGACUCCCGAGUGGGACAAGGGCCUGCAAGAUCUGAGAAGCAGGAUUGAGUUGAAUGCAAAGGAUCCGGCUCACCAGGCAAAGGUCAAGCUGUUCAAAGAGGGCGGUCAGAACAUCAUUCUCCUAAACAAGGAAAAAGACCGUAUCUGGAUCCUCUCUCCCGUCUUGUCUGGCCUGUACCUCUCGACCGUCCGUAUACACGUCUACUACCUGGGCCUCAAGUUGGCGAAUUCCUGGCAGUCUAUCAUGCAUUGCGCCCAUCUCUAUAAUCUCCUUGGUCUAGAGAGCACUUGGACCGACAUGAACAUUGCCACCUUUCUGCUUGGCGAAUCUAACUUCUGGGUUGGAGAGGGUCGGCCCAAGACGAUUGAUGAUUGCUUCGAAAAGUUUUAUCUUCAGAAUGGCAACACGGCUGCCACCUUCGCAUCGAAUCGCCGAAGAACCCGUACUAAUGUUUCUCGAGCACGUGUACGGAUCAUCGAACAUGCCAUGCCAGUCUCGGCCGUCUUUGUCAAGGCCCAGGCUGGCAUCGGGACCGAAAUAGCCUGGACGCCUGAGCUGGUCGAGGAUAUUAUUGGGCUUAGUACCUUUACAGAGGAGGCUACGCUGGAUGGAAAGGCCAUAUCCAUGGUCAAGAUCAGAGACCAGCAACAGCUGAGAGCCAAAGAGCGACUUCGGCAGCAAAAGGCCAAGGACAAAGCUUCUGGAAGGAACACAAACGUUGAGCUUGUCGCCCCCGAAAAGCUCAUCUUGGCGCUUCUUCCAAGGCUGGCUAACGAAUCCCUCGAGAUGACAUUCCCUUACUUUCUCCUGCACCGUCAGUGCUGGAAGGUGAUGCGAGCACUCAGGGACGCCUGUGAGCCUAUUCUGAGAGACCAGCCAUAUGCAUAUAUGAGUUUGACUAGGGAGGUCGACAUGCCUGGAGUGGUUUGGUGCAUUUUCAACGCCGUGUAUGGACUCGACAAGAAUGGGCGUAGGAUAGAGCCUGACUCAAGAGUUCUGAGUGUCGCACGCGCCAUUUGCGAGGAGCUUCUUCGUGGCGAUGAGGGUGUGAAAGCCACUGGGUUUCUUCUCCGGUUCAAGCAAAUUCGUGUCAAAAAAGAGAAUGGCAAAGAGCAAGAUGAGGAUGCAGGUUGGAUAAUAGGAUAA
Messenger RNA from Fusarium vanettenii 77-13-4, 2169 nucleotides. RefSeq lists its product as uncharacterized. Lineage: Eukaryota; Fungi; Ascomycota; Sordariomycetes; Hypocreales; Nectriaceae. The record is from RefSeq and is a predicted model, not a curated record. The coding region runs from base 1 to 2169 and encodes 722 amino acids. The transcript is spliced from 2 exons.